UACAGGGCAGAAGCCCCAGGAUUUGAGCUACAGUGUGCUCUGCCUCUUCAAUUCACAAGACCAGCUAGCAACUAUGGGAAACUGGCUGACUGGCUGGUCAUCUGAAGGGCCAUCUGGCUAUUCAUCUGGCUGGUCAUCUGGUGGAUCUUCGGGGGUGCCCUCUGGGCCAGCACACAAGCGAGAAGAGUCUAUCCAGGCAAACCGCCCACCCAGCGAAAAAUGUCUGAAGCAGACUGGGGUGUUCUCGGUGACACCCCAGAAGCUAGAAGAGUAUAUCCAGGCAUAUCUCAAACCCAAUGAAGAAUCUCUGAAGCAGAUAGACCAGGCCGUGGAUGCCAUCUCUGAACUGCUGCUUUGCAGUGAGAUCCCUGUGAUGAAAGUGGCUAAGGGUGGCUCCUAUGGCCGGGAAACAGUCCUAAGAGGCUGCUCCGAUGGUACCCUUGUUCUCUUCAUGGAUUGCUUCCAACAGUUUCAGGAUCAGAAGAAAUACCAAGUUGAACUCCUUGACACCAUUGAACAAUGGCUGAAAAGCUAUGAGAAAUACAAGAAGUCAGUAAACCGUGGACAUGCCCUUGUAGUACAAGUGUCUGUACCAGGGCAGAGUAUACUCUUGCAGUUACUGCCAGCCUUCAAUCCUCUGCGCUUCAGUGAGAAUCCAAGCUCCUGUGUCUAUCGGGAUCUCAAGCAAUCCAUGGAUCGAGUAGGGGCAUCACCAGGGGAGUUCUCAGGCUGCUUCACCACACUGCAGCAGCAGUUUUUCAAGAAAUAUCCCAGAAGACUGAAGGAUUUGAUCCUAUUGGUCAAGCACUGGUAUGAACAGUACCAGGAGAAGCUCCCACCUCAGCCAUUGCUAUACGCCCUGGAGCUGCUCACUGUGUACGCCUGGGAACAGGGCUGCCAAGCUGAAGAGUUCAACAUGGCACAAGGUAUCAGGGCCGUGCUACAACUCAUCAGUCAGCCGACAAAUCUGUGUGUCUACUGGACCGUCAAUUACAACUUUGAGGAUAAGACAGUCCAGAACAUCCUUCUGUACCAGCUAAACUCUCCAAGACCGGUCAUCUUGGAUCCAACUGACCCAACCAACAAUGUGGGAAAAGAUGUUAGGCUACUGACAGAAGAGGCUCUGACCUGGCUAAACUCUUCCAGCCUGAAUAAUGAGUUACCUGCACCAUAUUGGGAUGUUCUGCCCGUACCAUUUUUCAAUACUCCAAGCCAUUUACUGGACAAGUUCAUCGAUGACUUCCUCCAGCCCAACAAGGCCUUUCUAGGUCAGAUCAAAAGAGCCGUUGACAUGAUCUGCUCCUUCCUUAAAAAUAACUGCUUUCGGUAUUCUGACACCAAAGUCCUGAAGACCAUCAAGGGAGGAUCCACUGCCAAAGGCACAGCUCUGAAGCAGGGAUCAGACGCGGACAUCAUAGUCUUCCUCAGCUCACUGGAUAGUUAUAACUCUCUAAAAACCAAGCGCCACCUGUUCGUCCAGGAGAUCCGGGAGCAGUUAGAAGCCUGCAAGCAGAAACAUGAGUGGGAAGUGAACUUUGAGAUGUCGAAAUGGAAGACUCCCAGGGUGCUGAGUUUUACCUUGAAAUCCAAGACGCUCGAUGAAAGUGUUGAGUUCGAUGUCCUUCCCGCCUAUAAUGCACUAGGUCAACUGCAGUCUGACUCCACCCCCAGGCCCAAAGCCUACAAGGAGCUCAUUGAGCUGUAUGCAUCACAGGACAUCAAAGGAGGAGAGUUUUCAAUCUGUUUUACAGAACUACAGAGAAAUUUCAUUGAAACCCGAACCACCAAACUGAAGAGUCUGAUCCGCCUGAUCAAGCACUGGUACAAACAGUAUGAAAGGAAGAUGAAGCAGAAAGCAUCUUUGCCCCCAAAGUACGCCCUGGAGCUGCUCACCGUGUAUGCCUGGGAGCAGGGCAGUGGCACAGAUGACUUCGACACUGCUGAAGGCUUCCGGACCGUCCUGGACCUGGUUAUAAAAUACCGGCAGCUCUGCAUCUUCUGGACAAUCAACUACAAUUUCGAAGAGGAACACAUGCGGAAGUUCCUACUGACCCAGAUCCAGAAAAAGAGGCCUGUGAUCCUGGACCCAGCAGAACCCACAGGCGACGUGGGAGGAGGUGACCGCUGGUGUUGGCAUCUUCUAGCCGAAGAAGCAAAGGAGUGGCUGUCCUCCCCCUGUUUCCAAGUGGGAAAAAAAGGCCUGGUACAGCCGUGGAAAGUGCCAGUAGUGCAGACCCCAGGAAGCUGUGGAGUUCAGAUCUACCCCACUGUGCGUGGGGUUACUCAGUUGGAGUCCAUUCAACUCUGGAGUGAAAAUUCUGGAAGAAGCUUCUAGAGUCAUCUGGCAAAGACUCAGAGCAUGUUAUAAAUGGGAGUCUGGAUCCAGUCCUCUCCUGUUGGCUCCCACCUGUCUCUAUCCUGCUUGAAAUCAAGACAUGGGCUUCCCCCACCCUCACCCAGGGUCUCACAUCACGGGCCCUGCUCGGUGUGAGUGACCUCCUUCAGAGACACUUGCCUCAUGCAGCUCAGUGUGUUCUGGUUCUGUGCACUUUUUUCCUGCCUCCCGCUCUGCUAGUCUCCGGUCAGCAGCUCUAGACUCAUCCUGUGUCACCAGGGUUAAGCCCCUUCCUAGCCCUUCAUUUCCAUCAGUCCCAACUAGCCCACAGGGUCUUCUGUUGCAUCUUUGCCCAUCUCUUUCCCUGUCCCUGUGGAUACAGAGAUGUAUGUACCAUCCAGUAGCCAUCCAAGCCCCCCUCUCUCCACCUCUGCUGUUGAAACCCUUUCUCCUGAGGAAAUGUAAACAUCUACCCCUCUUAAGAUCCCAGGACAAACCAAGGUACAUUUCUACCUUCCCUGUGGAGCCAAAGAGUCGAUUGAGCUUACCUGCUCACAGGUGAGGGGUUACAGACAGGAGCAUGGUGGCCUUUGAAGCUACCGCACUACAAGGUCUGCACUCAGAUAGGAUGAUGGAUUCCCUGGGGCUGCAUAAAGGGAACCCCUCCCCUCAUCUUUCCUCCUGUAUCCUCUAGCUCCUCCCAGAGAUCACGUGCAAUCAGAGCAGAAUAGCAUACAGCUGGUUGGGACCAGUUGUUAAAUAACUCAGGCGAGGGUCCCAUAACCUUUCCAUACCCCACCUCUCUUCCAAGAGUGAAUAUCAACAGUCAGCUGUGAUGUUCAUUGCUGCUAAGCAGGCUCAGGUGGACUCCUGAAGAUGGUGGCAGUGUGGCUCAGUGAAUGACCCUGCAUAAUAUUUUACACACACCAAAUGGGGGUUGCUAUCUCUUGCCUUAGCCUUGCCAGCUUUCCAGGGGGCCUUCACCCCAGGGGGCCUUCACCCAAGGGGCCUUCCUUCACCCCAGGGGGCCUUCACCCCAGGGCUUUAAUGGCACGGAUACACAAAGCCUAAGCCCAUUGCACCCCACAACUAAGGUUGAGCCUUUUCUGCCUGUGCUUGCUCUGAUGCACUAGGACCAUGCCCAGCCCCCGUGCCACUUUUAAGCAAAGAACUGCAGCAUCCCAGGGAGUUGACUUCUGUGUAAACACCUUCAUCCAUUUCUGAUGUAUGCUUUGAGGAGGCUCAGGCUGGGCUAGCCCGGACAGAAAUCCUAGGCAGGUGAUUAGGGGGUCAGAACAUCAACCCUGGCCCUUCUGCAGGGAAGAGAUGGGACUGAAGGUGGGGUUCAAAUAUCAUGGCCAGUAAUGGAACCUGUCACCCCUCAGUGCUGAGACCCCACUAAAGUCUCUGGAUAAGGAAGCUCCAGGAACCUCUCUCUGUGCUUAUAAACACCCCAAUGUAUCAACCAGGUAGCCUCCGAUCCUCAUGGGGACAGACACUCGUGGGCUUGCACUCUGCUCUGCGCUGGGUUGUUCAUUUGUACGCUUCAUAAUAAAUGGUGGUCUUGGGCGAA
This is a messenger RNA of Mastomys coucha (southern multimammate mouse), 3908 nucleotides long. RefSeq names its product 2'-5'-oligoadenylate synthetase 2 (gene Oas2). NCBI's taxonomy places the organism in Eukaryota, Metazoa, Chordata, Mammalia, Rodentia, Muridae. Gene Ontology annotation, cellular component: membrane; nucleoplasm; cytosol. The record is from RefSeq and is a predicted model, not a curated record. Gene Ontology annotation, biological process: defense response to virus; negative regulation of viral genome replication; regulation of ribonuclease activity. Gene Ontology annotation, molecular function: 2'-5'-oligoadenylate synthetase activity; double-stranded RNA binding. Bases 74 to 2335 code for a protein of 753 amino acids. The transcript is spliced from 12 exons.